AUGUCUGACGACUGCUCUGCAAUCGGUCCUGGGUGUACGGUCCAAGACUCUGUCUAUGGCUAUUUCCCUAGCCUCGGCGCGAAUGUCUUCUUCCUCACCUUCUUUGCCAUCUGCUUCUUCGUCAACGUCUUCCUAGGCAUUCGUCACCGGACAUGGACCUACAUGAUAGCAGUCGGUCUGGGCUGCUUGACCGAAGCGAUUGGAUAUAUCGGACGACUCCUUAUGCGACAGAACCCCUUUGCCGAUUAUGGGUUCAUCACACAAAUCUGCUGUCUUAUCAUCGCUCCUGCGUUCAACUCGGCUGCCAUAUAUCUCACUCUCAAGCAUAUCACCCUCUGCUUUGGGCCAGAAUUCUCCUUCAUCAAGCCACGGUUUUACACCUACAUCUUCAUCUGUGCUGAUUUCUUGUCGCUGCUGUUGCAAGCAAUUGGUGGAGCAAUAGCAUCGGGCGCCGACACAAACAGCGAAGAAAACACGGGGGAUGAUUUGAUGCUGGCCGGUAUUGGUUGGCAGGUGGCCUCCUUGUUUUUCUUUGCUGUCACUGCGGGCUUGUAUAUUCUUCGACGAUACAAAGGUGCCGCGCACGUCCCGCUCUCCCACGAAGCCGCAAAGACUCUGGAAAGCCGCAACUUCCGUCUCUUCAUUUUUGGUGUUGCCACUGCUUGGUUGACCAUCUUCAUUCGCUGCGUGUUUCGGAUCAUCGAGAUGGCAGGUGGCUGGAGAAACCCCAUCAUGCGCAACGAGACCGACUUCAUCGUCCUCGAGGGAGUGAUGAUUGUGAUCGCCGUCGCAUGCCAAACAGCCUUUCACCCUGGCAUUUUCUUCCCACGUCUCUCAUCGCGUUGGACAUCAGAGUAUGAAACAGUUCGCGGCAAGAACUCGAGGGACGUCUCAAUGGAAAACAUGCAAACCUAUAACGCGGCCGUCUAG
This is a messenger RNA of Exophiala viscosa, 930 nucleotides long. RefSeq names its product RTA1 like protein-domain-containing protein. Lineage: Eukaryota; Fungi; Ascomycota; Eurotiomycetes; Chaetothyriales; Herpotrichiellaceae. Gene Ontology annotation, cellular component: fungal-type vacuole; plasma membrane. The transcript is spliced from 3 exons. The record is from RefSeq and is a predicted model, not a curated record. Bases 1 to 930 code for a protein of 309 amino acids.